Molecule: messenger RNA, 633 nt
Organism: Danaus plexippus (monarch butterfly)
Lineage: Eukaryota; Metazoa; Arthropoda; Insecta; Lepidoptera; Nymphalidae
Gene: Sf3b6
Product: splicing factor 3B subunit 6
Exons: 3
Coding region: 175-555 (126 amino acids)
Cellular component (GO): cytoplasm; nucleus; ribonucleoprotein complex
Molecular function (GO): mRNA binding
Source: RefSeq, a predicted model, not a curated record
GUGUAUCUACUUUGUUUGGCACAUAGUGUGUCAUUGUCCAUUGAUAACGCUAUUAAUUUUAAUAGUGAAUUAAUACUUAUAAACUAGAAGUUAUAUCAAAGAAAAUUUUAGGAUAAACAAAAAAGGAGUCCAUUUAUAAAUUGUUUACAAAAUCUAUAUUAAUUGCCCUCUAUUAUGGCACUAGCUCUUCAAAGGCGGGCAAAUGUGAGGCUACCUCCAGAGGUUAAUAGGAUAUUAUAUAUCAGAAAUUUACCAUAUAAAAUUUCAGCUGAAGAAAUGUAUGAUAUAUUCGGAAAAUAUGGAGCUAUUCGACAAAUAAGAGUUGGAAAUACUCCUGAAACCAGAGGAACCGCCUUUGUAGUAUAUGAGGAUAUAUUUGAUGCCAAAAAUGCAUGUGAUCAUUUAUCUGGAUUUAAUGUUUGCAAUCGGUAUUUAGUUGUACUUUACUACAGAUCAAAUAAAGCAUUUAAGGGUAUGGAUAUUGAAAAGAAACAAGAAGAAUUAGAUACACUGAAAAAGAAAUAUGGAAUUUCAUCCGAUGAUUUAAGGAAAUAAAAAUAUGUGUGUAAUAUGAAUUGUUCUUUAUUUAUUACUAAGAAUUCAAUAAAGUAUAAACAUAAAGAUUUUGAUCUC